AUGUUGGGGAACUGGUCCUUUGGCGAUUACUUCAAGAAGGAGGCUAUCCAGUGGUCUUGGGAGCUCCUGACAAAGGUCUAUGGACUGGACCCGAACCGACUCUACGUCACGUACUUCGAGGGUAAUCCUGACAUGAACCUCGAGCCGGAUCUCGAGGCUAAGCAACUGUGGCUCGACGUCGGCGUUCCCGAGGACCAUAUUCUACCUGGCGACAUGAAAGACAACUUCUGGGAGAUGGGCGACCAAGGGCCAUGCGGCCCUUGCAGCGAGGUUCACUACGACAAGGUCGGUGGGCGGAACGCUGCGCACCUUGUUAACCAAGAUGACCCUCUCGUGGUAGAAGUGUGGAACAAUGUUUUCAUGCAGUUCGACCGCCAGAAGGAUAAGUCACUUAUGCCCCUACCAGCGAAGCACAUUGAUACCGGCAUGGGUUUCGAGCGCCUAGUAUCUGCUCUCCAGAACAAGACUUCCAACUACGCCACGGAUAUCUUCACCCCGCUUUUCGCCAGGAUACAGGAGGUCACUGGCGCUCGGUCAUACACGGACAAGUACGGGAAAGACGACGUUGACGGCAUCGAUACUGCCUACCGUGUCGCCGCCGACCAUAUCCGCCUUCUUUCGUUCGCCAUCGCCGACGGUGCUGCACCCAACAAUAUCGGACGCGGCUACGUUGUUAGACGUGUUCUCCGGAGAGGUGUACGGUACGCGCGGAAGUAUUUUCAGGCCGAGAUCGGCUCGUUUUUUUCGAGCAUUCUGCCGGCGCUAGUCGAUCAGAUGGGCGAGCAGUUCCCCGAGCUUAAGAAGAAGCAGGAGGACAUCAAGGAGAUUCUGGACGAGGAAGAGGUGGCCUUUGCGGUCACGUUGGAUCGUGGCGAGAAGCAGUUCGAGAAAUAUGCCGCCUUAGCGGUGAAGUCCGGGGAAAAUAAGCUCUCGGGCGCGGAUGUGUGGCGUCUCUACGACACUUUUGGGUUCCCCGAGGAUCUCACAAAGCUGAUGGCUGAGGAGCGUGGGCUCACCAUCGAUGAAGCCGAAGUCGAAGUUGCUCGGGAAAAGGCGAGGGAAGCGAGCAAAGCCGUGAAGGAGGCCGUCCAAACCUUCCCCAAGCUGAACGUGCACCAAAUUGCCGAGCUGGAGAACACCGUCAAUCUUCCCCGGCCAGAUUCCGAGGCCAAGUACAAGAAGGGUGACAUCAAAGGCAAGGUACAGCUUGUCUUCACCGGCUCCGAGUUCCGCAAAACCAGCAAAGAGCUCCCGCCUAAAACUCCCCUCGGCUUGUUGCUCGAUAAGACAAACUUCUACGCCGAGUCCGGCGGCCAGGUUGCGGAUACCGGCAGGAUUCUUAUCGACGGCGUCGCCGAAUUCAAGGUGCUCGACGUGCAAGAGUUCGGCGGUUACAUCGUGCACAACGGCUACCUCGAGUACGGCGAGCUCACUGCCGGUGACGAGGUGAUCUGUGAGUAUGACGAGCUGCGGCGCCAGCCUAUUCGGAACAACCACACCGGAACACACGUUCUUAACCACGCGCUGCGGGAGGUGCUUGGCGAGGAGGUCAACCAAAAGGGAUCGCUGGUAGACCAGGACAAACUGCGGUUUGACUUUAGCCACAAGAGCCAGGUCAGUUUGGAAGAGAUCAAGAAAAUCGAGGCUAUGUCAAAUGAGGACAUUCAGAGGGAUUUCAAAACCUACGCCAAGGAUGUUGACCUGAGCCUGGCGCGCGAAAUUGAGGGUGUCCGCGCUGUCUUCGGCGAGACAUACCCUGACCCGGUGCGCGUUGUAUCGGUCGGCGUCGACGUUGAUGAGCUGCUCAAGAACCCAAAGAACCCCGAGUGGCGCAAGGUCAGCGUUGAGUUCUGCGGCGGCACCCACGUCGACUCGACGGGUGCCAUCAAGGAUCUCAUCAUCGUUGAAGAGAGCGGUAUCGCCAAGGGCAUCCGACGAAUCGUCGCCUACACAGGUGACGGCGCCCACCAGGCGCAGCGCGACGCGAAGACUUUUAGCGAGAAGCUUGAACACAUCCAGGCGCUCGAGUUCGGCCCGCAAAAGGCGGCCGAUAUCAAGGCGGCGGCCGUCGAGCUUGACGCGCUUACCAUCUCGGCGCUAACCAAGGAGGAUCUGCGGCAGCGGUUCGCCAAGAUCCAGAAAGAGGUCGUCGACGAGCAGAAGAAGCGCCAGAAGGCCGAGAGCAAGACGGCGCUCGACACGGUCCAGGACCACUUCAAGAAGGAGGAGAACAAGGAGGCCAAGUUCUUCGUUGGUCACCUCCCCAUCUCGGCUAACUCCAAGGCCCUCGCCGAUGUCCAGACGUACUACAAGUCCAAGGACAAGGACCAAAGACCGUCUAUGUGUUUGCCGGCAGCAAAGAUGAUGCGGUCAUGCCAUGGUGUCUAUGGUUGGCACAGGUGUCACGGCCGAGCAGUGGACUGCCGCCGUCACGGAGGUCAUUGGCGGCAAGACGGGCGGCAAGGAGCCCAGCCGGCAGGGCGCCGGUGCCGAGCCGGCCAAGCUUGA
Messenger RNA from Chaetomium globosum CBS 148.51, 2508 nucleotides. RefSeq lists its product as uncharacterized. Gene Ontology annotation, biological process: alanyl-tRNA aminoacylation; tRNA modification. Lineage: Eukaryota; Fungi; Ascomycota; Sordariomycetes; Sordariales; Chaetomiaceae. Gene Ontology annotation, molecular function: alanine-tRNA ligase activity; amino acid binding; ATP binding. The transcript is spliced from 2 exons. The record is from RefSeq and is a predicted model, not a curated record. Gene Ontology annotation, cellular component: mitochondrion; cytoplasm. Bases 1 to 2508 code for a protein of 835 amino acids.